AUGACGAGAAAGUGCCAGGAAAUAGGUUUUCAGCUGAAGGAACAUCCAAUUCAACAGGAGAUGGAAAUGUUGUGUCCACAACUAUCCUCAGGAGAUCUGCUUGAAGGGCAGGUCAAAAAAGUUGAGAAGCUCAUCUCAAAAGAGGGGAAUAGCCAGGCCAUUGAAAAACUCCAGACAGAACAUACCCACAGCCAACAACAGAUCAAGGACCUCGAGACGAAGUUGGAGGAAAUACAAGGCCAUCUUCUCUCAAAGUUAAAAGCUGUAGAAGCUAUUCAAGAAAAAAAUGCUUCCCUGCAGGAGGAAAUCACUUCUCUGAAAAAUACACUUGGAUAUGUUAAAGGAACCGAGCCAGCGCUCUAUCAGUUGCCCUCUGCUCCAAUCCACUUCCAGCAUAUCUCAGAGUCCAAAACCAGCAUCACCGCCAAGCCUUCAGAGAAAGUUGUAUUUUCACGGUUCACAGAGUCCACUUCAACAGUCACUCUGCUUCAUGGAAGAUCCUCAUCUAGGACAGUCCGAUUUCCUGUAUCUUCUCUUGUAACAGUAAACAAAUCUUUAGGUAAGUCCACAUUUGGCAACACUCUACCACAAAAACAAUACUUUCCCAGCUCUGACAGCAUUAACUUUAGCAACGAAGAACUUGGAAAGGGUCAGGACUAUACAAAAGCAUUAUUUGCUGGCACCAAGAAGAGCAGUGCUGAACUGAUGGAGAAAACAGCAUGGUCACAUUUUCCACCCGAAUACUACAGUUCGUCAUCAUCCAGUAGUGUUGGGAACCUUAAAAUUACUGAAGUUGAUUUAUGGGGCCAUUAUGUGAAGAUAAUUAAUAAUUCUCCUGAUAAAGAAGAAAGCAUUGGAGAUCAUAUUCUUCAGCAGAAUGUUCAUGGCCACCCAGCAGCCAUUUUUAAAUUCCCCCCAAACAUCCGAAUGAAGCCGAACUCCGUUGUGACAGUAUGGUCCAUGGAUUCUAAAAUGCAUCAUAAGCCUCCCACAGACUAUCUCUGGAAGGAGCUGGACAAGUUCCAAUCAGGCCCUGAGUGCACCACUAUUCUUUGCAAUCCUUCUGGACAGGCCGUGGCUUGGUACACACCCAUAAAUUGGAAGAGAAAGUCAUCAAAGGAGAUUGAAGCAGAUACUAGAGUUAGCAGUAAACCUGUGCACUCUGUUAGAGGAGCCCAACAGCCACAGGACCAGUGGGAAAUGAGGCCAUUUGAUAUAUGGCAAGGACUGCCUAGUCAAAGCUAUGUAGCAGACAGUGAACCAGAUUACAUCAUAAGGGAAAAAAAGAUGCCACCCAUCCUGCGGCCUGUUCAAAAUUCAUGGUGUCAAAGUCCAAAUUCUCCCACACAUCCCCAUUACUCUAUGGGAAGGUAUCUCCCACCAGGCAGCAAAGCAAGUCACAUGUUGAGCCAAACAAGGUCACAACCGGAGAAAUCUUUUCCUGAUCUUGAUAUUUUCCAUUCAGGAGAAAGCUGUAAGGUAAAGUCAGCCACAGCAGGUAGGAACAGGAAAAGCCGAAUAAAGCCACCUCGAUCAGCUGGGCCUAAUUUAGGUGGAGUGAUUUAUAUAGGUCCGGCUGCCCCCAUCGGUUCUCCUUUGUGGAAGUAUUUUGCCCAUUCAUCUUCCCAUUUCAAGCUCCUGACUCAGGCAUCUCUGACUCCCAUUACCUUCCUCUAG
Molecule: messenger RNA, 1677 nt
Organism: Python bivittatus (Burmese python)
Lineage: Eukaryota; Metazoa; Chordata; Lepidosauria; Squamata; Pythonidae
Source: RefSeq, a predicted model, not a curated record